UAUAUAUAUUGUUCACAACUAGAAAUCACCCACCGUUUCUCUCUCUCUCUAGAUUGUUCGAUAAUCGGGUGUGAGAUGGCGCACAAUGGUUACGAUGGACUCGAGCAUGGAGUGUUGAACUGGCUUCCUCCACAACAUGCACCCGUUGGCCGUGGCUAUAAUAAGCAGCAGACAAAGGAGCAGCAGUUUGGAGUUGGGGUGCGUCGGCAUGGGAUAAAAUCUCCGCCGUCUGCUGAAGAAAUGAUGUUUCAGCAGGGACAAACGAGACGUAGAGCAAGAAACCAGGCGAAUUGGGCCUCAAGUGGGCCCGGAAUGCAGGCAAUAUUUUUGGGCUCGAACCCAAAAACUUCUGGCACUGGGGUUUUUAUUCCCCGGAAGGAUGGUGCUGAAUUCAGCAAUAAGCCUGCUUUCUCUCCAGUUUUGCUGCCUUCUCGAGUGGUUCAGGCCCUCAAUCUCAACGUGCAUGAGCUUGGCCAACCUAUUAAAUCUAAACCAGGUUAAUUAUUUUAUUACACCUAUAC
Messenger RNA from Erythranthe guttata (spotted monkey flower), 521 nucleotides. NCBI's taxonomy places the organism in Eukaryota, Viridiplantae, Streptophyta, Magnoliopsida, Lamiales, Phrymaceae. The record is from RefSeq and is a predicted model, not a curated record.